This is a messenger RNA of Phragmites australis (common reed), 2132 nucleotides long. RefSeq lists its product as uncharacterized. Lineage: Eukaryota; Viridiplantae; Streptophyta; Magnoliopsida; Poales; Poaceae. The record is from RefSeq and is a predicted model, not a curated record. The transcript is spliced from 5 exons. Bases 238 to 1707 code for a protein of 489 amino acids.
ACAGUUUUUUUUUAAAAAACGAAACGCGAGGAGCGUCCCGGACUCAACCGACAGUUGUUGGUCAGUCGCACCGGCCGGGAGCGGAAGCGGAAGCCGAAGCGAGGGACCCGGGCUCCGCCGCCGCCGCUGCCGUCGCGAGUCCGUAGGCGCAGCGCAGGCGCGGGUCGGUUGCGGCGGCCACGGCGGUAGUGAGGUGGAGGAGAGAGGGAGUGGCCGGGUGAGUCAGAUGCGCUCGGAAUGGGGAAGCCCGUCGACGUGGAGCUCUCCGGCGGCGCGGGAGAUCUCGAGAUCGCCGGCGGCAGAGGCAGAGGAGGAACGGGUGGGAGAGCCUGCGGCGCGAUCGGGCGGGCGGUGUCCUUCCGGUGCGUGCUCGUGCUCCUGCUCGCGGCGGGAGUGCUCAUCCCUGCGCUGUUCCUGCUCGUGCCGUCACGGAAGGAGGGGUACCUCUCUGACGACCCCGACGUGCUCGCCUCUGAAAUCAAGGUUGGUUUCACUUUGGAAAAGCCAGCAUCAUUCCUUAAUGCUCACAUAGACAAGCUAGGGAGUGACAUAUUUGAAGAGAUUGGUGUACCUAAUAGCAAGGUUUCCAUUGUUUCAAUGCGCCCUUUAACUUCUAAGUACUCCACACAUGUUGUUUUUGGUGUUCUUCCUUAUCCAAAAGAUGCUUCAAUAAGUUUACCAGCCCUAAGUGUGCUGAGGUCAUCCUUAAUAGAGAUGAUGCUCCAGCAGGUGAACCUAUCCUUGACACCAUCACUGUUCGGGCAUCCAUCUUCCUUUGAGCUGUUGAGAUUCCCUGGAGGAAUUGAUGUGAUUCCUGCGCAGUCUGGUUCUAUAUGGGCGGACCCCCUAUUCAACUUUGUGCUGAACAACUCCAUUUAUCAGAUCUUGGGUAAUCUUACAGAGCUAAAGGAUCAGCUAAAGCUUGGAUUGAACUUGAGGUCAUAUGAGAAAAUAAUUUUGCAGUUAAGGAAUGAGAUUGGUUCUUCAGUUGAAGCUCCAGCAACUGUCGAGGCAUCGGUGUUAGAUGGAAGCAGUAAUCUUUUACCAGAUAGAUUGAAACAACUAGCCAAGCUAAUCUCAAAACUUAAUGCGAGGAACCUUGGGCUUAAUCACUCUGUAUUUGGUAAAGUAAAAGGUGUUCAGCUGUCAUCAUACCUACAACACAAGAUCUCAGAUUUAUCUCCUAGUCCAUCUCCUUCACCAUCUCCGUCUACAUAUCCAUCUGCAUCACCAUCACCUUCGCCAACACCAUCCUUCUCACCAUUUGGGAGCAUCCCCUACCCUGCACCUCCAACAUAUAUGAACCCGAGUCUCCCUCCUCAGGCUUCACCCCCUCUAUGGAGCAGACACCCUUGCUUUCCAUGUUCCACUUGUAACCGCAUUCCUCCAGCUGGUAGUCCAAUGGUAAAAUCACCUUGCAUCGAUAGGGACCCUAGGCUGCCCCCGUUUAGGCAUUCGCCAGAGCCAUCUGUCGUUCCUUCCCCUCCAACGUUUCCACCAGUUCCUGCUCAUGUAGAUCCCCCCCGUCCCUUACCAACCCCCAAUCACUUUCCGAAAACAGCCCCUGGACCAACUUCUCAAAUGAUGCCAAUACCUUCACCCUCACUGCCUGUGUUUCAACAUUCGGUGCCCCCAAGGAAAAAGAGAAACAGGAGGACAUCUAAGUUCCCUUCAAUUGCUCCAUCUCCAUAUGUUCUCCAUACCUGAAGUUAUGCUUGGUUCAUUGAUCGGAUGCUUGGAUUGGUUCGACUGUUGGUCAGGCAUUAUCAAAAAAAUCUAGCCCGAAAACAAGGCCACUGUGGUUGCAAUUUUGCUGCUUCAAACAUAACCAUAAAUCGCAAUCAUGGGCUAUGGUACUGCAAAGGUCGGGUUGUGGUUAUCUGUAACUUUAACCACAUGGCGGACUCUGGAGCUUCUGAGGUCGGAUUAACUGUAGAUAUAGGUCCAUAUUAUUCUAAUUUACCAGGCUUUUAUGCCACGAAGGUGGCUGCCUACACCUCUACCAAAUUGUAAGUUCUCACCGAAGCUCUGGGGGGCUUUUGGUAGAGGAGAAUGUAGUGACUCCCGUUUCUUGUGUCCUCAUAAUAUAAUAUAACUGGCGAGCAUAAUACAACAUCCAACUUUACCUCUCC